UCAAAUAAAUCAAAAACCCAAGGAAUCAGCUUGGGACAUAGAGAUUGAUGUUUUUGAAACGUGAGAUAAACGCUUAGGUCAACAUCUUUAGCACCCAAACAAGGUUCUGGGAACCUGAGCAGCAACAGACCCAUAUCCACCCUCAUGCAGUAUGGGAAAAGUGACAACCAGGUAGAGCGACAAAAUGACUGUCUCCUUAGUCGUACUGAGCCCUGCUACCAAGCUGUAUGACUGGGAUGAGCAGGUUUCUUCUACAGCACAGCAGGAGACUCGGGCUCUACUGGACGGUGGCUCCACCAAGGAGACACACCAUCGUAUAGACGAGGGGAAAAGGAAUUGCCAAGUAAGUCAGAUCUCGAAAAAAGAAACGCAACAGAGACGGUCACAAUAAGACAACUUGAGGGUUAUCUAGAUAUAGAGCAUAUAGACUGACUCCACACACCGGAGUAUCAGGAUGAAAAUCCGCGUGAUGCAGAUCUGGGGCUUCCUGAUGACAGUGCUGGGCUGGAUCUUUGUGGCAUGCACCAUGGCCAUGGAGGGCUGGAAGGUCACGUCCAUCGGGGGCAUGGGCGGCUCGGCUGUCAUCAAGGUGGCCUGGUACUGGUCUAACCUGUGGAAGGCCUGCUUCACCGACUCCACUUCUGUCACCAACUGCCAAGACUUCCCUGUGCUCUGGUCCGUGGACAACCACAUCCAGAUUGUGAGGGGCCUGCUGAUGGGUGCUCUGUCUGUGGGGAUGCUGGGGUUCGUACUCAGUCUCAUUGGGAUGGAGUGCACCUUCCUCGGGGGCAAGGACAAGGCGAAGUACAGGAAGCUCUUCACUGGAGGAGUCUGUCACAUCAUCAGCGGCUUUCUGGCUGCGUCGGGAUACGCUGUCUACGCAAAAUACGUCUCUGGGGAAUACUUCAACCCCUAUUUUGACGGAUUAAAGUUUGACCUGGGGACUCCUCUGUUUCUUGGCUGGGUGGGAUCAGCUUUCCAUAUGACAGGGGGUUGGUUCUACUUGGUCUCUGUGUGCAAACUGCUCUGUGGGGACGAGAGCAAAACCAUAGUCAUCCCUGAACUUCCCGAGGUUGAGAGCGACCAGGCCAAGUCCACCACACCACAGUCCCCAGUAUCCCAGAUCACUUCAAAGAUCAAGGUUUCAUCUGCAUCUAAGAUCUCUUCCAAAGCUGCACACUCAGAUGUGUCUGCCAUCUCCUCAAAGUCUCGUCAGUCCGGUCGCGCGUCCAACUCAGAGUGGUCUGGGCGGUCCUCAAACUCUGUGCAGUCUGACGGUGGGUCUUUGACGUCUGGUCGUUCAUCGAGGUCGAGGUCUCAUGGGUCAGUGCACUCCGAGGUGAGCAGCGGCAGCAGUACUACAGUGUCCUCUUUAUCCAGUGGGUCAAGGAGGAGCGAGAGAGAAUUGUUUAUCAAAAACUCUUACAUAUGACCUGGUUCUGUUCAAGUAUGUGUGAUUUUGACUGGAUUGAACUGAAGUAACAAUUGUAUAUACUGUGUAUGAUGAUUAGGGCUGGCAGAGUUAAUCCGUUAACUUCAUGGGAUUUUAGUGAACUACUGUACUUUAAAUCGGGAUUCAUCUCAUUGUCUGAAAGCUUUCAAAAUACAGUGAGAAUAUCCAAAAUACAUAAUUUACACAGCUAAAAAAAACAAUUUGAUGUCAAAACACGUUAACAAUGAGGUUAAAUUAAGUGUGCUUUAUCAAUUUACCUGAUUUGCUAACCAUUGCUUUGGACAACUCAAUUUGAGCAAAUUAUGAAUUUGCGAUGAAUCACAACAGAUCCUUUGAUUAACUCGAUUAAAUGUUUGAAUCGUAUGACAGCCCAACGAUGAUCCAAUUGUGAAUCUGUAUGUGGGGGAAUGCCUCUGUAUCUAAUGGCCUUUUAUCCUGGGUGUGUUUCACUAUCAUUAAAUAAAA
Molecule: messenger RNA, 1918 nt
Organism: Oncorhynchus masou masou (cherry salmon)
Lineage: Eukaryota; Metazoa; Chordata; Actinopteri; Salmoniformes; Salmonidae
Product: claudin-10-like
Exons: 5
Coding region: 455-1432 (325 amino acids)
Biological process (GO): bicellular tight junction assembly; cell adhesion
Cellular component (GO): bicellular tight junction; plasma membrane
Molecular function (GO): structural molecule activity
Source: RefSeq, a predicted model, not a curated record